UUCUUAAACCCUCCCUCUUGUCUGAAGGCUGAUGGGCCCAAUAAAAUAGGUGAAAUGGUGCAUAUUUUGCUAUAUUUUUCGUCAAAAGGAGUACGCGAUUUUAUUCUGGGGAUCGUUUAACUUUUUGACCGCAUCACAAAGGAGAAUCUCGAAGAAGCUUCUCGUCGUGUUCGGCAAAGUUGACCGCAAUCGGAGCUGAAAGAAAAGAACUACAUUUGUGCAUCAAAAACUAAACAGCAUGAGUCAGAAGACGGAGCGUCGCGGCAUCCACGUGGACCAGUCGGAGCUACUGUGCAAGAAGGGAUGCGGUUACUAUGGCAACGCUGCCUGGCAGGGCCUGUGCUCCAAAUGCUGGAGGGAGGAGUACCAACGGGUGCGCCAGAAGCAGAUCCAGGACGACUGGGCCUUGGCUGAAAAGUUGCAGCGAGAAGAGGAGGCAGCCGCGUACGCCAGCAGUCACGGUGCUCCGGCCCAGACCCAGUCCACGCCGCCUUCGUCCCAGUCCUCGCUCGGACCCUUUUCCAAGUUUGAGGAGAAGAAAACCAACGAGAAGACACGCAAAGUAACCACCGUCAAGAAGUUCUUCAGCUCUUCGUCGCGCAGCGCUUCCAAGAAAGAGUCCCCGGAGGUGAAGGUGAGCAGUCCGUCCGUGAGUCGCCAUGCCAGCUUUGACUCGGACCAGGUGUCCAAGGACUUUGCAGACUUCUUGAAGAACCUGCAGCGGCCCGGCCGUGAGAUCCACAAGCAGUGCCGCAGCUUCCUGCUCAGCAUGUCCAGCAAGAAGGAACUCAACGCAGAAGAAGUGUCGGAGUGCGUUCAGGACUUUUACCAAGGCCUGGCGGACCGGUUGAUGAGUCACUUCAAAGGUUCCUCCGAGUCGGUGGAGCAGGUGAUGGACCAGGUGGAGAAGUACAUCAUGACCCGUUUGUACAAAAACGUCUUCUGCCCGGAAACCACAGACGACGAGAAGAAGGACUUGGCUAUGCAGAACCGAAUCAGAGCUCUCCACUGGGUCAAUGUCCAGAUGCUUUGCGUGCCAAUGGACGAGGAGAUUCCGGAAGCCUCUGAGAACGUGGUCAAAGCCAUCACUGACAUCAUCGAGAUGGACUCCAAGAAGGUACCCCGUGACAAGCUGGCGUGCGUGACGCGCUGCAGCAAGCACAUCUUCGCCGCCAUCGGCAGCACCAAGAGCGAGCCGGCGUCGGCCGACGACUUCCUGCCGGCGCUCAUCUACAUCGUCCUUAAGGCCAACCCGCCGAGACUGCAGUCCAACAUCCAGUACAUCACACGCUUCUGCAACCCCAGCAGGCUGAUGACCGGCGAGGACGGCUACUACUUCACCAACCUGUGCUGCGCGGCGGCCUUCAUCGAGAAGCUGGACGCCCAGUCCCUCAACCUCACCACAGAGGAGUUCCAGUCCUACAUGUCGGGGCAGGCUUCGCCGCACUCCGACCGGAACCGCCCUGACGCCACCGACUCUCCGGCCCUCAACCCGGCGCUGGCCCAGCUGCGGCGCAACCUCACGCUCUUGUCGGAUCUGGACGGCCGCCAGGACACGCUGAUGGAGGCUGCCCGCAAUCUGCACGCCGAGCUGCUGUCCUGGUCCGAGAGCGUGCGGGGGGAGGUCAGGGACGUCCUGGAGAAAUACCCGCUGAACGUGAGCCGGCCCGCCGACGGCGACGACCAGCUCGGCGAGCCUGCGGCGGGCCGGCUCUUUGCUGGCUGACCAAACACAACACACCUGCUUGCAAAGGUCCACGCAUUCCAUUCAAUACGCUUUUUAGUGUUUCGAAAUUAAGUCCACUAUGCUCACUCCAAACUGGACAAACUUGAACGAAGGCCCACCUUAACGGUGGUAUUUUUUCAAAAAAAUGAUGACAUUUUUAACUAUUAUUUAAAUAUUAGCUGCAUAUUAAAAUGUUUUUAAUACGACUACUUGAGGCUAUACGACUAGGCUAGAUUGCAAGACAAGACAAAAAAGUUGCUCCGAUAUUCUUUAAAUUGUGACUUUACCCUCCUGGAUAAAUAUCCAACUGUUUCAUGACACAACACAUACUGACAAGUAAAAACAGAAAUGCAAUUAAAAGUUUAUUUAUUAUUGUUACUGCCA
This is a messenger RNA of Syngnathus typhle (broad-nosed pipefish), 2110 nucleotides long. RefSeq names its product RAB guanine nucleotide exchange factor (GEF) 1 (gene rabgef1). Bases 239 to 1726 code for a protein of 495 amino acids. Gene Ontology annotation, molecular function: small GTPase binding; guanyl-nucleotide exchange factor activity; zinc ion binding. The record is from RefSeq and is a predicted model, not a curated record. Gene Ontology annotation, biological process: vesicle-mediated transport. Lineage: Eukaryota; Metazoa; Chordata; Actinopteri; Syngnathiformes; Syngnathidae. Gene Ontology annotation, cellular component: cytosol; endocytic vesicle. The transcript is spliced from 10 exons.